Messenger RNA from Neurospora tetraspora, 951 nucleotides. RefSeq lists its product as uncharacterized. Bases 67 to 897 code for a protein of 276 amino acids. The record is from RefSeq and is a predicted model, not a curated record. The transcript is spliced from 2 exons. NCBI's taxonomy places the organism in Eukaryota, Fungi, Ascomycota, Sordariomycetes, Sordariales, Sordariaceae.
UUCGUCAGCCAAAUCGCCGGUAAACCGAACCCCUCCUCCUCCUCGCUCUCAUCCUCUGCCAACACCAUGAGUGACGAGGGCGUCAUCUGCGGCUUAGACACCGGAGCGUACCGACCGUUUCCACUCCUUCUUCUGCCAGUGGAGAUCCAGCUCCAAAUCUACCGCUUUGCGUGGAUGACUGGGCCGAUAGAAGAGCACCGCACGAGAGUUCGCGGCAAUGGCCCCGAAUACAUCCUUCGCUGUGUCAAGAACCAAUUGAUCCAGCGUGAAAUGAGCAAGAAAGUCAAAGAGGAGCUCUCGACAGUUUGCACCAUGCGUUCCGUCUGCCGCCACAUGAGGGAUGUCGUUUAUGAAGAGUAUUUCUCUCGUACCCAGGCAGUGUUACAAUCCAACAUUAUUCUAUUGCGACCUUCCCAAAGUGCGAUUAGCAAUGACGUCAGGACGGUGAUCCAUGACUCGACAUUUAUUUCGGAGCACGUCCGACACGCAUGUGUCGUGAUAAAUGAUAUGGAUUUUACUUCUCACAAUGGCCCGGGAGAUGACACAUUGAGAUGGUUGACGAGCCUGAGGAAGUUGACGACGCUGGAAGUUGUGUUCGAACAGUGGCAAGACCUGGCAUCGAGAAAUAGUAUUUUUUGGAGGCAUCCGGGCCUCGAGUCGGCAAAACUUGGGAUUCAGAGUCUACCGCGCCUGGAGAAGCUGGUGUUUAGGCUCAAGUGGGGUCACAUCUACCCACAGGAAGAGGCGAUUUCAUGGGAGGAGUUCCCAUGGUUCCAGGAACUCAGACAGGUGUUCGAGCACGCACCUGUUUCCGAGAACACCGAGCAGCGCUGCUUCAAAUUCAAGAAUCAUAUCGGCGUCACCUAUCCCGACUGGCCGUGUUCCUACGAGAUCUGAGUCCACUCCUCCUCGAUCACAGCCAAAACGGACGCUUCCGCCUCUAUUUUGCCC